Molecule: messenger RNA, 1638 nt
Organism: Penicillium malachiteum
Lineage: Eukaryota; Fungi; Ascomycota; Eurotiomycetes; Eurotiales; Aspergillaceae
Product: alpha-amylase
Exons: 2
Coding region: 1-1638 (545 amino acids)
Biological process (GO): carbohydrate catabolic process
Molecular function (GO): alpha-amylase activity; calcium ion binding
Source: RefSeq, a predicted model, not a curated record
AUGAGCUACCUGAUCGGUGGCCUCGUUGGAACAUUAUGUCUCUUCGACGCAGUCUCAGCUGCCAGCAUAGCUGAAUGGAAGACACGGAGCGUCUAUCAGACAAUGACAGAUCGUUUUGCGCGCACGGACGGCUCAACAACCUCACCUUGCAACACUACUGCGGGUCUAUACUGUGGAGGAACAUGGCAAGGAACAAUCGACAAACUGGAUUACAUCCAGGGAAUGGGAUUCGACGCAGUCAUGAUUUCUCCAAUUAUUCAAAAUCUGGAGGGUCAUGUUGAAUACGGCGAGGCAUACCACGGAUACUGGCCGCUGGACCUUUACUCACUCAACUCUCACUUCGGCACGUCACAAGAUUUGUUAGAUUUGGGUCAAGCUUUACAUGAUCGGGGAAUGUACUUGAUGAUGGACACCGUCAUCAACAACAUGGCAUACAUGACGAAUGGCAGUAACCCGGCAACAAGCAUCGACUACUCGGUCUUUACGCCCUUCAAUAACGAGGACUACUUCCAUUCAUAUUGCCCGAUCAUAAAUUGGAGCAACUACACACAAGCGCAAUUGUGCCAGACUGGUGAUAACCAAACCGCCUUGCCCGAUCUAUUUACUGAACAUGAGGAUGUCCAGUCGCUGCUGCUCAACUGGACACUGAAUACCAUGAGCAAAUACUCCAUCGACGGGCUUCGUAUCGAUGCUGCUAAGAGUGUUACACCGUCAUUUCUACGGAAGUAUCAGGAUCAGAUUGGUGGUUUCAUGACUGGAGAGGUCAUGGAGUCAAGUGUGAGCAUCAUUUGUGAUUACCAGAAUGAGUAUAUUGGUAGUCUUCCCAAUUAUCCAGUCUACUACGCAAUGUUGAGUGCUUUCACUAAAGGGAUUACUGCCGAUCUUGCUUUGGCUGUCAACAAUAUGAAAGCUGCAUGUUCAGACGUUGCUGCUCUUGUUUCCUUUUCCGAGAACCACGACGUUGCACGUUUUGCCAGCUUUACAGAUGACCUGUCGCUUGCCAAGAACGCAAUCACUUUUACGAUGCUCUUCGACGGUGUUCCAUUUAUCUACCAAGGCCAGGAGCAACAUCUCAACGGAUCGACAACUCCGUCAAAUCGCGAAGCUGUGUGGCUCUCCAAUUAUGACAACAGCACUGAGCUUUACAGCUUAAUCACCACCCUAAACAUGAUUCGGAAGCAUGCCCAUCGGAUGGACAACAGCUACAUGGAUCAUCAAACUUCAAACAUCUACCAAGGUGGCAGUGAGCUGGGCUUCAGAAAGGGCAUUGAGGGACGACAGGUUAUCAUGCUUCUUUCAACACAAGGAGUCAAUGCAAAACCAUAUGAUGUCAACCUCUGGGUCAGCUACAAUGCUGGCGUAAAUGUCACUGAGGUUCUGAACUGCAAGACAUACUUGGUUGAUGGAGAUGGUGAUCUGACUGUGGACAUGGUGGAGGGACUGCCUCGUGUGUUCUUUCCCACUGAGCUUAUGGAUGGCAGUGGGCUCUGCGGUUACCCCUCUGUCAAUCUGACCUUCGCGGACAUUAUGACCGGUAGUGGAUCUCUGAAGACCUCGUUAGCUGCUGGAGGGAUUCACAUCACACCGCAGGCUCUGGGUAUGACUCUUUUCUUGACUUUUAUGUUCAUUAUCUUUUAG